Molecule: messenger RNA, 3149 nt
Organism: Nematostella vectensis (starlet sea anemone)
Lineage: Eukaryota; Metazoa; Cnidaria; Anthozoa; Actiniaria; Edwardsiidae
Product: palmitoyltransferase ZDHHC14
Exons: 10
Coding region: 189-1325 (378 amino acids)
Biological process (GO): protein targeting to membrane; peptidyl-L-cysteine S-palmitoylation
Cellular component (GO): endoplasmic reticulum; Golgi apparatus
Molecular function (GO): protein-cysteine S-palmitoyltransferase activity
Source: RefSeq, a predicted model, not a curated record
AGUGUAUUUGAGAGUCGGGUGGCGCUCAGCGGAUGAAAACUUGUCUUCAAGAUGGGCUUUGAAAUGCCACCGGUCUCGAACAAAAAACUACCCGUUUAAUCCCCCAAAUAACCUUCCCAGGACACCAAGGCAGGCUUGGAGAACUGCAGGUUGUAUCUGUUUGGGUUUGAUACGUUCCAUGCCCACAAAUGACCAGCGAAACGGCGAAAACCAAGCAAUAUUCUCCGAUCAUGUCACGGCGAAAUUGGGAGGUUUUUCCCGGACGAAAUAAGUUCUACUGUGAUGGCCGCAUCAUAAUGGCGAGAAAUAACGGUGUUUUUUACUUCACUGUCAUCCUCAUAGUUAUAACGACAGGAUUGUUCUUCGCAUUCGACUCUGUUUACCUAUUCAAACACCUUUCUCCUGCUGUACCCAUCAUAGCUGCCUGGUUAUUCUUCUUUGUCAUGGCCACCUUGCUCAGGACAGCCUUUAGUGAUCCUGGGAUUGUGCCGAGGGCGUCGGCAGAUGAAGCAGCCUACAUUGAGAAGAGCAUGGCUGAGCCACCAUCAGGGGACCCUCAGACAUACAGACCCCCUCCGCGCACAAAAGAGGUGACCGUCAAUGGGCAGACAAUCAAACUCAAGUUCUGUUUCACGUGUAAAAUAUUCCGCCCGCCACGAACUUCUCACUGUAGCAUGUGUGACAAUUGUGUCGAACGGUUUGACCAUCACUGCCCUUGGGUUGGUAACUGUGUCGGCAAGAGAAAUUACAAGUUCUUCUACAUGUUCCUUCUCUCCCUAUCUAUUCACUGCUGUUAUAUAUUCGCUUUUGUCAUCAUUCAUCUAGUCAUGUUAACCAAUAGAGAAAACAGAUCUUUUGUUGAUGCUAUGAAAGAAUCCCCAGCAAGUAUUCUGGAAGCUGUUGUGUGCUUUUUCUCCAUCUGGUCCAUCGUUGGUCUAACGGGUUUCCACACAUACCUUGUGGCAUCCAAUCAAACUACUAAUGAAGAUAUCAAAGGUUCCUUUUCCUCCAGGCGAGGGCAAGAUAAUUAUAAUCCCUACAGUGUUGGUAGUUCCUGUGGUAACUGCUUAGCUGUCAUUUGUGGUCCAAUGGAGCCAAGUUUAUUAGAUAGAAGAGGAAUGGUGAUACCUGAACCACCCGAGAGUGCUGAUAGUUAUGGUGCUCUAGGGACCACUAGCCAGCCUCGUCCAGGAUCGCCAAAUGGCAUCAGUCAGGUGACAACUGUUGAUGAGACAAAAGACAGCACCAGAACUCCAGAAAAAAACAUGGAAGAUGCACUCAAAGCCGACAGCGAUAAGGGCCUGGUUAAACUCAGCAGCGUAUGAAACCAUUACAUGGAUACCCUGAAAUGAUAAGACAAUGGAGACUGCAUAUGGUCCCACCUCAUUGGAAUUCUGAUUUUAUUCUGAUAGUGGUAAGAGAGCAGUGUUUGAAUGCACCAGAUCAAAACAUUGACUUAAUAGGACUGUACAGGAGUCGUUUGAAUACACCAGACUGCAGUGAUUUGAUAGGACAGUGCAGUAGUCAGUGAAAAGGGACUUCAUAGUGUUAAAAUAUAACACCCGAUUGCAAUACUUUCUAACUGCAAAGAAAUCAUGGAAGAAGAGCCAUUAGGCUUAAACUAACAUGUGUAUGGAUGAACUAGGCCACUAAUGAACUGGUCCAACUUAUGCAAGCAAAAACUGCACCAAUAAUCAGAGGUAAAUUAAAACCAUAAAGAAGGGUUGCCUUUGGAGAAUUUGUACCAAACUCAUUGCUGAUUGAGAUAAGAACAUUUCAAGCUUGAUUCCAAUUGAUGACAAAGCCCUGCAUGGAAUUGAAGUGCGUGCUAUGGACAUCACCAAACUUGUUGUAUCAUGACUGCCAGAUUUGAUUGACUUCACAUAUUUCCCAGACAAGACCCAUUUUUUUUGAUGUCCUGACAACAAAAUUUAGUGUAAAAAUCUUGCAAUUUUGAGGAACAUUUUGUUACAUAUAUUAUUAUCAUGUCUUUAUUAUCUGUAUACAGUCAUCCCAAUGUAUUGUAGAAACCUUCAGAAUAUUUGUUUGCUUUUUUUCAGGUUUUUUAUGUUUUAAGAGAAGGGAUUUUUGGAAACACUGAGUGAAUAUUUGUGGGUAGACUGUAUUGGGCCCUAGCAAGAAUUUUGAUUUAUUUUACGACUAAUUUGUCUUCUAAUUUGUCUCUUGCUAGUGGCAAACUAUUUUUUUAUUUGAUCUCUGACUUCAGUGGGGUGAUUCACAUGACCAUUCCAACUCUCCUGGCUAUAGCCCUGACUGUUGGCUUUACACCUAAUCCUGGCUAAGCUGCUGUACUAGGUCAACUCAGCGGCGUAGCCAGGAUUUUUAACAGGAGGGGGGCCAAAAGGCCCUUUCAAGGCAUUUUCUCCUGUGUUUUAAAUAAUGUCUCAUACAUUUACUGUAUGUUUGGCUGUUAGAAGGGGGGGGGGGGUGGGACCCCUAGGCCACCGCCUGGCUACGCCCCUGAUACUCUAGCUGUUUCCAGGACAGGGGGGACAGAGAUAUUAGGCUAAAUUUUGAUAAAUUUAAUAUUCCCUCUAAUUUGACUAGAGCAUUCCUUGAUUUUUGAAACGCUUUCCAGCUAACCUAGAAAACCAGGUCAAGUUAAAAUAUAUUUGAAAUCUAAGCGCACUGGCAGUCCCCCCAAGAUACCUGAGACCUACUGGACUAAUCAAAAUAUUUCAUGAUUUCAGACAACCUGAAAAUAGUUUGGUCUGGUUUAUCAGAGUUUAGCCUAACACACCCUCCUGGCCGUGCUGUACCUGUGGCACUGAUUUUGAGGGAUAACCAAGGCUCACGUAAAAUAUUUUUAUUUUUAUUUCACCUAUUGAGAUCUGGAAUAAAAAGGGGUAAUACAUCCAUAUCUCGCAAAUAAUGAUGUAAAACGUGGACAUGUAAAUUUACAUAGUGUCAUUGAGGCCAAAACACACUUAGAGUGGUUUUCAUUAACCUGUAAACCAAAGUGUGAUAGUAAAAGGGUAAUAGUCAGUUAAACACAAAUGAGAACAAUAGAAUCAGAUCACAAAGUGUAAAAAUGUUAAAGUGUAGUUCACGGGUUAAUGAAAAUCACUAUUGUUCUGAGGUUGUUUUUUUAUCAUAAAUGAGUAAAAUGAACAGUUUAGUGCCAUGUA